This is a messenger RNA of Penaeus monodon (black tiger shrimp), 1112 nucleotides long. Its product is annotated as H/ACA ribonucleoprotein complex subunit GAR1-like. The coding region runs from base 1 to 1023 and encodes 340 amino acids. The transcript is spliced from 3 exons. NCBI's taxonomy places the organism in Eukaryota, Metazoa, Arthropoda, Malacostraca, Decapoda, Penaeidae. The record is from RefSeq and is a predicted model, not a curated record.
AUGGGUCUGCUGUUAUACCUCGUUGCUGCUGCUGUUGCAGCUGUGACCGGUGGAGAUCUCGUCAAUGGAGGGGCCCACAACUUGCUCGUGCGCCUUCCUGAGGAAGCACCUGUACCUGACCCAAUCGUACUUCCUCCACCAAGGCAGAAUAACAUCGUCUAUGUACCCAACAAGCAGGACGAAAAAGCUCAACAAGUGAUCGAAGGUCUACUGUUGACAUUUGCACUUGCUGCUUCUGCAGCACUUCACGGAUAUAAUCUGGGAGAACCCUCAAGUGCUGGACUUGUUUCUGGUCCUGGAUCUGCUGCCGGUGUUGUGGGUGCCGGUGGAGACGUCGUCAAUGGAGGUGUAACUACUGGAUGUCAAGAGGGAGAAGUUCUUCACGUAGACGGCACUUGUGUAACUCCUGAAGUAACAAGAAAGGUCUACGUAUUUGAUGUUCCUGAACAAGAAAGACCCGUUGGUCCAGCACCUAGUAUUCCUCCUCCAGCAGUGGACCACAACAUCUUGUUCGUGCGCCUUCCCGAGGAAGCACCUGCACCUGACCCCAUCGUACUUCCUCCACCAAGGCAAAACAACAUCGUCUAUGUACUCAACAAGCAGGAAGAGCAAACUCAACGAGUGAUCGAGGUACCAGCUCAGCCACAGGCUGACCCUGAAAUUUAUUUCGUUAACUACCAAGAUGGAGAGAAUCCGACCCUUCCCUUAGGAGUAGACCUAGAAACUGCUCUUAGCUCCGCAGCAGCAGCCGGUGGUCAAGUUCUAGGAAGCGUCGAUGACGCUGAUGGACAAGCUGGGGCCGGAUUCGGUGGUGUUGGUGGAAUUACUAGUGGACAAGGAAUUAAUGGUCUUGUUAGUGUAAAUGGAUUUGGUGGUGCAAGCGGAGUUUCUGAUGGAUUUGGGGUCGUGAAUGGGUUUGGUGGUGUUAAUGGAGCCAGUGUUGGUUUAGCAAUUAAUGGUGGUGCAGGAGGAUUACAGACUGGAUUAGGGGGUAGACCGUCAGGAUUAUAUACCACACCCUAAAGUAACAUUUCGUUUUUGUCUUAGAAUUCGUUUCAGUUGUGAAUUAGUGUCUAUUUUUUUCUCCGUGAAAUAUACGGGAACCUAAGAAA